This is a messenger RNA of Phyllopteryx taeniolatus (common seadragon), 4968 nucleotides long. RefSeq names its product aminoacyl tRNA synthase complex-interacting multifunctional protein 1-like. The transcript is spliced from 5 exons. Gene Ontology annotation, molecular function: tRNA binding. The record is from RefSeq and is a predicted model, not a curated record. The coding region runs from base 302 to 1747 and encodes 481 amino acids. Lineage: Eukaryota; Metazoa; Chordata; Actinopteri; Syngnathiformes; Syngnathidae.
ACAGGUGAACUAAAAACACCCAUCAGUCACAUGUUCCAAUACGAGAGCUCCGUGGCGCUGGAGCUGGCCGACGGAUCUGACCCGGCCCAGUCCGAACGUGGAGUUGGCGCCGCAGGCGGAGGAGAACUACAUCAUUUCCAGCAGUGAGCACCAGCUGCCACUCAGCAAGUGAUUCUGACUCUUCACUUAACUUGGUAAGCGGGUCGCAAGUGGACCGUGUCGGAUCCAGAACCGGUGUGGGACAGAUUAAAGGUAGGAGUAUUCGGGGAAAGGAGGACGAGCAGGACCCAGGCCGAAGCACAUGAUUCUGAGGCCAAAUGUUUUACCAGGUCGAGACGCUCCAGAAAAAUAUCGCGCUCUGUCUCCAUCAGCUGGACACUUUUGUCCCUGCAUUUCUGGACAUUGUCCAUGUCGAGGCAUCCAGACAUCACCCACCCUUUUUGUCACACCUGCCCACCUGCUGGGUAUGUGGUUGUUUGUAACCCGGGUUAACGCCCACUUUUUAAAUUUCUGCUGUCACUUCACAACGAGCAGUACGCUACGCCAUCAAUACCCACACUUUUCAUCACACCCGCGAGGCGUAUGGUUGUUUCAACACCCACAAUUGUUGACGGUGAAAGGUUUGCAUACCUUUACGAGCCACGAAAGGACGAGAACGAACUCUUCCCUCUGGUUCGGUGGUCCCGAAUGGAACACUCUUCUAUCUAGGGGGCAGUGGCGUACCUUUCCUCCAGAAGGAGGGAGGGAGGAAGAAGAAGAAGCUGCCGUCCGAGGCAUAGUUUGUCUCGGCGCGUCGGCAGGGAUGGGUCGCAGCGGGGAGCUGAGCGACUUCCAGAGGGGCACCGUGGUAGGAUGCCACAUGUGCAAAAAGUCCCUGCGUCAGAUCGCCACCCUGCUCAAACUGCCGCGCUCCACAGUCAACAACGUCAUCGUGCAAUGGAAGAGAGAGGGCAGGACAUGCCCGCUGCCCCGCUGCGGCCGGCCGCACAAGCUCAAGGAGGAGCACCGGCAGGUUCUGGAGCGGAUGGCCCAGGAGCAGACCUUCCCGUCCCUGCAGGCGCUCGCCGCCGAGUUCCGGCGGGCGUCCGGGGCCAACGUCAGCGCGGCCACCGUCAGAAGGGAGCUCCGGGAGAUGGGCCUCAGCUGGCGGUCGUCCUCCGAAGGCAAAGCCAAAGAAAGGAAGAAAGCGCAGAAGACGGCAGAAGCCUCCAAUGAGGACAGAACCAAGGUGGGCCGCCAAGACCAAAUGGACAUGUCCCAUCUGGACCUGCGGGUGGGCUGCAUAAUCAGGACCAUGGAGCUCCCCGGAACGGACGGCUUGUACUUGCAGCACGUGGAUGUUGGCGAGGCUCACCCGAGGACGGUGGUCAGCGAGUCUGUGCCCGUCAACCAGUUACAGAACUGCAUGGCCGUUCUGCUGUGUAAUCUCAAGCCCGUGCAGAUCCGAGGCGUGGCGUCCCAGGCAGUGGUCGUAUGCGUAAGGUCGCCGGGCAGCGUGGAGAUCCUCGCGCCUCCGAAUGGAGCGGUACCUGGCGAUAGAGUCACGAUCCAUGGAUUUACAGGUGACCCGGACAAGGAGCUGGACUCGGCCAAGGUGUGCGAGCCCGUUUGCUCGGACCUCCGCACAGACGGCCAGUGCGUGGCCACCUACAAGGGCGUGCCCCUGGAGGUCGUGGGAAAGGGCGUGUGUCGAGCACCCACCUUGCGCGACUGUGAGGUCGUCCUGACUAACGGAGGAGCGGCGUGAAUGACAGCCGGAGAGAUUUUUUAUCAAAUGUUAAACGUGGACAACAUUCCCACCAGAAGGAGACUGUUUUUGUACCGUCACUUUGAAAUCAUAUUGUUCUCAGCAGCUAUAUGUUUACGCACCAUAUUUUUUUCCAAUUAAAUUUACUGUAUUUACUCUUCUAAUAGACGCUGUGCCUCUAUUAAUUGCUAAAAAAUGAAUGCCUCCUUGUUCCCCCUUGUGUAAAAUAAAUAUUAAAAUAAUGGUGUGCCAUUAGGUAAGUGUAAUUACCUUUACGGCAGCCAAGGGGUGUGGUUCGAUAUGUAAUACGGUAACCAAAAUGAACAUUUGCUUGGUCUUAAUAUAAAAACCUUACUUCCAAUGAAAUACCCACCUCCGUGUCCCUCCUCCUCUAAAAAAUAACUGCGUGCCAUUAGGUAACUACAACCCCAAUUCCAAUGAAGUUGGGGUGCCGUGUUAAACAUAAAAACAAUACAAUGAUUUGCAAAUCAUGUUCAACCUAUAUUUAAUUGAAUACACUACAAAGACAAGAUAUUUAAUCUUCAGACUGAUAAACUUUGGUUUUUAGCAAAUAAUCAUUAACUUACAAUUUUAUGGCUGCAACACCUUCCCAAAAAGCUGGGACAGUGUCAUGUUUACCACUGUGUUACAGCACCUUUUAACAACAUUCAAUAUAUGUUUGGGAACUGAGCACACUAAUGGCUGAAGCUUUGUAGGUGGAAUUAUUUCCCAUUCUUGCUUGAUGUACAGCUUCAGCUGUUCAACAGUCCGGGGUCUCCGUUGUCGUAUUUUACGCUUCAUAAUGCGCAACACAUUUUCAAUGGGAAACAGGUCUGGACUGCAGGCAGGCCAGUCUGGUACCUGCACUCUUUUACUACAAAGCCACGCUGUUGUAACACGUGCAAAAUGUGGUUUGGCAUUGUCUUGCUGAAAUAAGCAGGGGCGUCCAUGAAAAAGACGUUGCUUGGAUGGCAGCAUAUGUUUCUCCAAAACCUGUAUGUACUUUUUCGUAUUAAUGGUGCAUUCACAGAUGUGUAAGUUAGCCAUGCCGUUGGCACUAACACAGCCCCAUACCAUCACAGAUGCUGGCUUUUAAACUUUGCGUCCAUAACAGUCCGGAUGCUUCUUUUCAUCUUUGGCCCGGAGGACACGAUGUCCACAAUUUCCCAAAACAAUUUGAAAUGUUGACUCGUCGGCCCACAGAACACUUUUCCAUAGAAGCCGGCACAGUUUCUGGGUGCUGUUGAUAAAUGGCUUUUGCUUUGCAUAGUUGCACUUACGGAUGUAGCGCCGAACCUUAUUUACUGACAUUGGUUUUCUGAAGUGUUCCUGAGCCCAUGUGGUGAUAUCUUUUACACAUUGAUGUCGGUUUUCAAAGGUCACGGGCAUUCAAUGUUGGUUUUUGGCCUUGUUGCUUUCAUGCAAUGAUUUCUCCAGAUUCUCUGAACCUUUUGAUAUUAUGGACCGUAGAUGAUGAAAUCCCUAAAUUCCUUGCAAUUGUACAUUGAGGAACAUUGUCCUUAAACUGUUGCAUUAUUUUCUCACGCACUUGUUCACAAAGAGGUGAACCUCGCCCCAUCUUUGCUUGUGAAUGACUGAGCAAUUCAGGGAAACUCAUUUUAUACCCAAUCAUGGGAUCCACCUGUUCCCAAUUAGCCUGUUCACCUGUGGGAUGUUCCGAACAGGUGUUUAAUGAGCAUUCCUCAACUUUCUGUCCCAGCAUUUUUGGAACGUGUUGCAGCCAUAAAAUUGUAAGUGAAUGAUUAUUUGCUAAAAACAAUAAAGUUGAUCAGUUUGGACAUUAAAUAUCUUGUCUUUGUAGUGUAUUCAAUUAAAUAUAUGUUGAACAUGAUUUGCAAAUCCUUGUAUUCUGUUUUUAUGUUUAACACAACGUCCCAACUUCACUGGAAUUGGGGUUGUAAUUAACUUUAUCCAGUCGACAGAAAGAAGAGUGUCUAGGUUCACCUUUUGAAAAAAAUCACUUGUGCAAAUCUAAUUGCCUUAGAUGCCUCCUUGUUCUUCCUUGUCUUAAACACAACAGGAAAUGCCAUGAGGUAACUAAUUACCUUAACUACAACCAAGCAGUACAGAUUAACCUUCACUACGGUAAACAAAAUAAAAAUCUUUAUGAUAUGAUUCUUAAUAUACAGUAAAUGCCUUACUGGACCUUCCAAUAAAUAAACCCCUCCUUGUACUCUCAUCUAAAAGAAAACACAGAGUGCCAUUGGAUAACUGUACGCAAUAACCUCUAGCCAAUCAACGGAGAGGCGUGUUCACCCUUAAAAAAACAUUAGUCCAAAUAUAGACGCCUUACUUCCAGUAAGUUGAUGGUUCCUUGUUGCCCCUUGUCUUAAAAAUAAGAUGGCAUUAGGUAACGGUACGUUAACAAAAUGCACAUUUGUGUCAUCUUUGGGCCCUGAGCGAAGCACAAGUUUCAUUAUCAUCAUCAUCAUCUACAUUAUCAAAGGACACACAAAUAGAAACUACACUCGUGACACAGAAGUAACAAUUCUCUGUGGAGCGAUCGACAGACUGUAAUGUAUCAAGCCCUACCCUGUAAAAAAGCCUGACUAAAUUGUCUCUAUUUGAGGGGGAAAUACAGUACAAUUUACAGUGUGUGUCAUGUAUUGUCAUAAAUGCCGCUUUUGUAUCUUUUCCACUGGCAACAUUUUUGCUUUAUGAUUUGAAGGAUGUGUAGAGUAUAUGGAUUGAAUCAAAAUAUGUAUUACCAUGUUGUUAGAUUGCAAAGAUUGAAAAAAUGAUACCGCUUGUUUCCAAAACCCUUUACAAAAAUGCACAAUGUCCACAGGUCAGGAGGACACAUGGGGAUAUGAGUGGUCAUUAAAAAAAAAAAAAAAAAAUUCUUAAGAGAAAAAAUUUCAAAAAACAUUUUUUUUUUUCAAUUAUAAGCAUCCAAUGUUAAUUCUUUGAGAUUAAUUCCCUGUGGAUGUGACGAAAAGUGCAGGUGUGGAACCCUUUCGCCACGACAAGCUGAAACGUGUGCGUGUGUGUAUAUACACACAUGAUCAGCUUCAUCCUAAAGGAUUUCAUGAUCAAAACUUUGGUCAUACAAAGUUACUACUCAUGCAUUCCAGAUAGUCGCUUGCUUACUUUUCUUUUUUUACUUAUUUGCUUUUUAAAAAAAAUUUAUAGAAUCACUUCUGUGUGCAGUAUAUUGGCCUGUGUAUUCUGUCAUGAAUAAAGUGAAUGGGAGAGAGUUU